AUGGGUGUAUACGAGGAAGCUAAGUUACGUCUAGGUGAUCUGCAAAAGAGAAUACAGCGUAUUCAUGAUGCCGGAUUGGAACUUUCGGAUCCAAAAGCUACGAAAACCAGUGUUACUAAAUUUAAAAUAAUGUACACUACUCUCGAGAACUUGCGAGAUGAUUUUGAAUUACAAAUAACAACGAUAAUUCGUCAUUUGAGCAAGAUUGGUUCAACUGCAGAGGAUGUCGUCACAGAUAAAAUACGCUCGGAGUUCGAAGAAGUGUAUUUUAAGUGUAAAAUAAUUGCAGAUGAAUUUUUACCUGAAGCGAAUUCAAAUGCAGAACUAAAUCAGACCUUUAUUGAACCAAGACGUAAGGAACCUACUUCCACCUUUUUACCGAUUGAAAAAUUAGCGAUUCCGAAAUUUAGAGGUGAUCCAAAAGAGUACACUAAUUUUCGUAAUCUGUUUGAUACUAUCAUACACGAAAAUGAACAUAUAAAAACAGUCGCUAAGUUCGGAUAUUUAAAAUUCUAUCUUGAAGGAGAGCCCUCAAAACUGGUAGGGAAUCUAAUGUUAACCGACCGUAAUUAUGAGUUAGCUUUGUCACAAUUGACAGCGAGAUAUUCAAACCGUCGUAUCAUCGCAGAAAGUCACUUAGAUGAACUUUCAAACGCACCUAAAGCAACUUUUAGUGACGGUACGUCUAUUAGGAACUUACUGAAUGUGGUUACAGAGUCUACGGGCGCCCUGGAAAAUCUGACCUAUCCAGUGGACCAAUGGGAUCCUGUGCUGCUGCACUUACUACAGAAGAAAUUGGACCAACCACUCAGAGCGCAAUGGGAGUUACUAGUUGAUACUACCGAAGAUCCAACCGUUAAGGAAUUUAUAACCUUUUUAACCAAAUAUUGCAAAUCUGCAACUGUGAGCCAAAUCAGUAAUGAAGUUGUGAAACCGUAUAUUAAAGGAUAUAAAUCGUCAAAACCAACCGUUAUGUUCAGUAGUCAGCAAGCACAAAAAACGGUAACUAAUAAGUUUCAGCGAUAUGACCAUGGUGAAAAAAAAACGUUCUCAUGUCAAGUAUGCAACGAACAACCUGGUCAUCUUCUCAUUCACUGUUCUCAAUUCAAAGAGAAAAAUCCACAGGAACGUUACCAGAUAAUCAAAGAUUUAAAUCGAUGUUUUAUGUGCUUCAGCGAACACCUAGCCAACCAGUGUAAAAAUACGAAAAAAUGUUAUGAGUGUGGAGGAAGACACCAUACCAUGCUCCACCUUCGGGUUACAGAAUCAUCAAGUACCAUGCCAGAGCAGAGUGUCACAGCUCAUGUAACGAUGGCCGCCACACAAAAUCGUCGUCUUCAUAGCUCAAUAUUAUUAUCCACCGCUUCAGUGAGAAUACAGAACGAAAACGGCCAUUAUAUUACAGUAAGGGCACUCUUAGAUAGUGCUAGUCAAAGCAGCUUUAUCACGGAAGGCUGUGUAAAGCGAUUAGGUCUGAACCGAAUGAAGAGUGAGGUUAUGAUACAAGCACUAGCAGGUACACAGGUACCAGCAGUAAGAGGGAAAACGAAUGUAGUUGUAUGUCCUGUUAGUUGCGAUGAACCGCGUUUCACGUUAGAUGUCUUGAUACUAACCCGAAUCACCGGAUCCCUUCCCUCAAACCGUAUCCAAGUCGAAUCGUGGCCUCACUUGGAAGGAUUGAACUUGGCAGACCCACAAUAUAACGAACCGUUACCGAUCGACCUGUUGAUCGGAGCAGAUAUGUUUCCAUAUGUCGUAUCGGGAGAAAAAAAACAAGGAGAUGUUAAUCAGCCGAUAGCAUUCUCUACUGUGUUUGGGUGGGUACUUAUGGGUAGAAUUUCCAGUCCAGUCGCUUCUAUACCUGUUACCAUGUGUUCAACUUUGGAGUCCAUUGACCGGACUUUUAAACAAUUCCUAGAAGUAGAGAAUGUACCAACCGUGGUAAAAAAUACGCCAGAGGACAUUGAAUGCGAGGAAAUAUACAAGGAAACUACCAAUCGUCAACCGGAUGGUAGAUAUAUUGUAAACUUACCGUUCAAGCAAAAAUUACCUCUUUUGGGUAGCUCCAAGGAUCAAGCGUUAUGUCGACUAAGACAAUUGGAAAAUAGAUUUCAAAAAUCACCUGAGUUACGAAAAGAGUACAAUAAGGGAAUGCGAGAUUACUUAGAUACUGGACAUAUGUCAGAAGUAGAACAUGAGCAAAAAAGUGAACGUAAUUCUUACUAUAUUCCACACCAAGCAGUCGAACGACCUGGGAGCACUACCACAAGAAUGCGCAUUGUUUUUGAUGCCUCAAUGAAGACAACCUCUGGGAUGUCAUUGAAUGAUCAUCUCCAUUGUGGACAAAAACUUCAACAGGACUUGCCAGGUAUAGUUUUACGAUUCCGUCUUCACCCUAUUGUAUUCACUGCAGACAUAAAACAGAUGUUUCGGCAAAUAAAUGUCACCGAAACCCAUCGAUCUUAUCAACGAUUGCUAUACCGAUUCUCAUCCAAUGAAGACAUCCAGGUAUAUGAAAUGAAUACCGUUACGUUUGGGUUGAGAUCAUCACCUUUUCUCGCUAUACGAACCCUUCAUCAAUUAGUCCAAGACGAAGCAACAAAUAAUCCAAAAAUACAGACUAUCGUAAAACGGGACAUGUAUGUAGAUGAUAUAGCCACUGGUGCUGAAAACGAAGAGGAGGCCAUAAAGAUGCAACAAAAUCUAGUCAGCAUAUUCGCAAAAGGACAAUUUGAGUUGCGAAAAUGGUCCAGUAAUUCAAAGAAGCUAUUAGAAAAUAUUCCAGAAGAUCAUCGUCAAACCCAUCCAGUCGCGUUUAAGGAAUACGAUUCGGACUACACCAAGGUGCUUGGACUCAACUGGCAACCGCGUGUGGAUUCCUUCAGUUAUAGUUAUCAACCUAACCCUGUGCGAUUUAGCAAACGCGCUAUAUUGUCUGAAAUUGCAAGAAUUUACGACCCCCUUGGGCUACUAGCACCAGUAACCACAGAUUUAAAACGACUUAUGAAAUACCUGUGGCUAGCAGAAGUUGGAUGGGACCAGGAAAUACCAGAAGAAGCAAUUGUUGCGUGGAGAAAAUACCAUGAACAACUACCAGUCCUCGCAACCCUGCGAAUCCCACGUCAAGUUACCCAACCAAACUCCGUGUACGAGUUACAUGGAUUCAGCGAUAGUUCCGAGGCCGCCUAUGCAGCAGUCGUAUACUUACGUGUAGACUCCGGAAAUGAGGUGACUUGCAAACUACUCAUGGGAAAAUCAAAAAUAGUUCCAGCGUCAAAAAUGUCUAUUCCGAGAUCAGAGUUGUGCGGCGCAUUGCUUCUAGCUCGUUUACUUGAAUUUAUAAAACCAAACCUCGUUAAUCUGGAUAUAGGGCAGGUUAUAGCAUGGUCAGAUUCAACCGUCACCUUAGCAUGGAUAAAAACUCCCACAGCAAAACUGAAGACCUUUGUUGCAAAUCGUGUGGCAAAGAUUCAACAAGUUACCUGUAUUGACACUUGGCGCCACGUUCCUACGGCAGAGAACCCUGCCGACUGCGCUUCUCGGGGCUUAGGACCUAAAGACUUAGCGACGCAUGAACUUUGGUGGAAUGGACCAGAAUUUCUCCGCCAUGGCCCUAGCGAUUGGCCUCAAAAAAUUCAAAUGUCACCAACGGAUUCCCUCGAAGAAGAAAUAGAAGAGAAACCUGUUACACUGACUGCUGUAAUAAAGGAAGAAGAAGUCGCACUGUUGCACCAUUCUGAUAACUUACCAAAAAUUUUAAGAUUAACCGUUUAUUUGUUACGUUUUCGAAAUCGACUAAGGGAUAAAACAUUUGCAUUAACCACUGCACUUCCAACAUCUGAAGAAACAGACUUCGCCUUGCAAGCCCUCGUGAGAUGGACACAACAUGUGUUUUUCGCCGAUGACAUCAAGCAACUUGAACAGGACAGACCGUGCUCAAUGAAAUUACGUAAACUUGCUCCGUUCCUGGACAAGCAUGGUCUUCUCAGGGUGGGCGGUCGUCUAGCUAAUGCGAAGAUGCCAUACAAUGAAAAAUAUCCCCUCUUACUGCCCAAGUGUUCACGUCUUACUGCGUUACUAAUUGAUUAUGUUCAUAGAACCCAAAGUCAUCCCGGACCUCAAACACUUCAGAACAUCUUGUGUCAAGAUUAUUGGAUAUUGUCAGCUCGUAGUAUUAUCAAAAAAAGGACACAUAAAUGCAUUCCAUGUUUUCGAGUGAAACCACGCAUGUCGCAGCCGGUCAUGGGAAAUCUACCACCAUACCGUUUAGCACAAAUCAAACCUUUCUCAAAAGUUGGAGUUGAUUUUGCUGGACCGUUUGACGUCAAGGCUGCCAUGCUGCGAAAAGUUAAGGUAACAAAAGCUUAUAUUUGUGUCUUCGUUUGCAUGGUCACCACCGCCAUCCAUAUAGAGCUUGUAUCCGACCUGUCUACCCCCCUUUUUAUAGCAACAUUAGAUCGUUUCAUUAGUCGAAGGGGUCGAUGUUCUGACAUAUACAGCGACUGUGGAACCAACUUUGUGGGUACGCACAGGUAUUUAAAAGAAAUCGAUGCUAUUAUUCGUCAGCCUAACUAUGCCCAACACGUCGUGGAAAACCAGAUAAAAUGGCACUUCAAUCCCCCUGCAGCUCCUCACAUGGGUGGCCUCUGGGAAGCUGCAGUGAAGUCAGUAAAAACCCUGCUCCACCGAAUUAUAAUGGAUCGAGUGUUAACCUACGAGGAACUGAACACAGUCCUCCACCACGUAGAAGCCACGCUUAAUUCUAGACCCCUAAGUGCAAUGUCUUCAGACCCCAGCGAUUUCAGAACGCUGACAGCUGGACAUUUCUUAACCAUGGAACCUCUUGUCGCUAUCCCAGCACCCAAAGAACCGGACCAAUCCAUAAUGAUAAGUCUACGUAAACGAUGGUCACUAGUUCAGCAAAUCCAACAUCAUUUUUGGAGCCGUUGGCAAAAGGAGUACCUCCACACUUUGCAAGAACGACCAAAAUGGACUCGAGUCACCCCCAACCUUCAGAUCGGGGACCUAGUUAUCGUCAAGGAGCCCACUCCACCUCUCACCUGGAGAACAGCAAGAGUGAUUGAAGUCCACCCGGGGAUGGAUGGAGUUGUCAGGGUAGCCAAAAUACAAACCGCCACCGGUAAAGUGCUAACCCGGCCCGCAGUCAAGUUAUGUCCGAUGCCACUUCAUGAUUGA
Macrosiphum euphorbiae (potato aphid) is the source of this 5196-nucleotide messenger RNA. Lineage: Eukaryota; Metazoa; Arthropoda; Insecta; Hemiptera; Aphididae. The record is from the annotation of a GenBank genome assembly.